AUGAAGAUUCGGAUCGAUGAGGAUAGCAUCGUCGUUCUCCCCCCCUCCCCCCGUCCCCUCCGCUCACUCAUUUCUGCGGCCAAGGCUACAACCAUCUCGUCUCAACAUUCUACCCCCGGGCCGAAAUUAGUCAUUGGGGGUAGUGAUAGGAAGAGAAGGGCUGAGGAUGUAACCCGGGGUCUCGGGAAGUUGACCCUUAACAACAACGACCUCUAUAAGAGGGUGGCCACACUGAACCAGGAGGUUAUGGUCCUCAUUGCCAAGAAUAAGGAGUUGUGGCAGAAGCUGGUUGAUCAGUUAGCUCGGUAUCUGGAGUCCCUAAAGGCCGCUGCUCACACCGUUUGUGCGAUUAUUCAGCAGACUAACAUCAUGCAGCGGCUGCUCGAGGCUUAUCGUCUGCAAGUGAUUGAUGACUUCCUAGAGUCUCCUACAUAUCUGGACAAGUUGACUGAUGGGUUCAUCGAGUACUUCAAUUUGGCUUUUGAGGGGGCUCCGGAGCAAGCUCGAGCUGUCGGGGUGGAGCUUGACUGUCAGGAUGUCCUUUGGAGGAUGUCUGAUGCUCCGUCAAGCUUCAAGGGCAAUGUCCACAUCUGGUGGAGCGACACUCUAGCUAAGAUUUUACUGAGAGCUAAUGUGGCUCAAUUCUUUGCUUUGUCAGCCUCUCUUCUCGCUCGCGGCCAAUCGACCAGUGCACCUACUUCGACUCAUGCUGCUCGCAGAUCCGUCUUUUGA
Messenger RNA from Striga asiatica, 732 nucleotides. The record is from the annotation of a GenBank genome assembly. NCBI's taxonomy places the organism in Eukaryota, Viridiplantae, Streptophyta, Magnoliopsida, Lamiales, Orobanchaceae.